Exophiala mesophila is the source of this 2019-nucleotide messenger RNA. RefSeq lists its product as uncharacterized. Gene Ontology annotation, cellular component: catalytic step 2 spliceosome. NCBI's taxonomy places the organism in Eukaryota, Fungi, Ascomycota, Eurotiomycetes, Chaetothyriales, Herpotrichiellaceae. Gene Ontology annotation, biological process: mRNA splicing, via spliceosome. The transcript has 2 exons. The record is from RefSeq and is a predicted model, not a curated record. Gene Ontology annotation, molecular function: mRNA binding; protein binding. Bases 85 to 1806 code for a protein of 573 amino acids.
AAAUUUGCCCUCGCUUUUCUCAGACUGUCCUUCUUCCGCAUGCUUUCCUCUCUUUACAUGAUAAAGUCACUUCUCUGACCCAACAUGUCCGGCCUGCUGGGCCAAGGCUACGACUCGAGCGAUGAUGACAACAGUCCAGCAAAACCCGUUGCAGCGCUUCCCAAAUCUGUCAACGCUGCCCCAGAUGUAUUAGUAGAGGACUCUUCCCAAUUGCAAAUCGCAUUAUCCAAUCCCACCAGCACCGCUCUCACCUAUAAUGUCACCUACGAAAAUCUAGCGCGGCCCGCGCAAGGCCCAGUCAACCCAUUCAAUGCCUCCACUGGGAACGCCUUAAAGCGCAAGAAUCUCUUGACAGGAAACGCAGAGGAGAUGUCCAUGUCAGAGGCAACGUUCAAAACACAACACCGCACGUUUCAAAGCCUUGGAUACACACAGGACCCGUCAGUGAACGGCGCAUUUGUUGGCGAUCAAUCGGCCGUCGCCAAAUUUGGAGGCAAGGACGUUGUUCAGCUACGUCACACCAAAGAGGAUAGCGCUAUCAUCCGGUCGAAAAGACAGAAGAAGGGCGACAGCAGUGUUGUCGACGGUGAGGGGUCAUAUCUGGGUCCGUGGGCCAAAUACACCAGCGACGAUGUGGCCUAUGAACAGGCAGAAGCCGCUGCUGACCAAGAACUGGCAUCUGACGAGGAAUGGGUGGAGGAAGGCAUCGUCCCUACACCCUUGCCAGCUCCCCCGAAGGAGGCUACCGGCUACGGCGAUGAUGCCAGCGCCAAUGAAACUACCGAGUUCCAUGGCGCUUCAGAAUUCGACUACCAAGGACGAACAUACAUGCAUGUGCCCCAAGAUCUGGACAUCGACCUGCGGACAGAGCCUGGGUCGGUCCAGAAUUAUGUUCCCAAGAAACUCAUUCACGUGUACAAACUCCACAAGAAGCCCAUCACCUCAUUACGCUUUAUUCCCAAAUCAUCUCACCUAUUAUUGUCAUCGGCGGCGGAUGGGAAAAUCGCCUUGUGGGAUGCUCACCACGAUCGAAGCCUUCUUCGCACAUAUUCUGGCCACAACAAAUCAGUCACCGACACCGACUUCCAUCCGACAGGUCGGACCUUCCUUUCAGCAUCUUACGAUCGUCAGAUGAAACUUUGGGACACCGAGACUGGAAAAUGCAUUUCGCGGUUCACGACGGGCAAAACACCUCACACGCUGCGCUUUCACCCGGAAGGCAACGAGUUCAUUGCCGGCAUGUCGGACAAGAAGAUUGUGCAAUUCGACACUCGUUCAGGCGAACUGACGCAGGAGUACGAUCACCAUCUGGGGCCUAUCAACACACUGACUUUUGUGGACGAAGGGCGACGGUUCAUUUCGACGUCGGACGACAAAUCACUGCGGGCAUGGGAGUAUGGGAUUCCAGUGCCAAUCAAAUUCAUUGCGGACCCGUCCAUGUACGCCCUGGUGCGGUCGGCGCCCCACCCGUCGGGCAAAUAUGUGGCGUUUCAGUCGGCGGACAACCAAAUUGUGGUAUACGCGGCUGGGGACAAGUUCCGGCAGAAUCGCAAGAAGGGAUUUCGAGGAAUGAACACCAGCGGUUACGCCAUCGACGUGGCCAUUUCUCCAGAUGGAGGGAUCGUGGCCAGCGGCGAUUCAGGGGGCUUUGUGUGCUUCUGGGAUUGGAAGACGGGCAAGAUGUGGCACAAGAUCCAGGCCGGCGGCGAAGGCCUGGGUGCUGUGACUUCAGUGGCCUGGCAUCUACACGAAACGAGCAAAGUCGCAACCGGUGGCUUGGAUGGGAAUAUUCGAUACUGGGAUUGAUACAGGAGACGAUAGAGGGAGAUGCUACAAUAAUAUAUCCUGUGGCUCGGCUUGUCGCAAUAUCAUCACAUCACAUUUUCCCUUGCUGUGUUCUACUUGGAGCGUGGUUGGAGGAUUGAUGGAUAUCAAUGGUAAUUUUAUGAUGUACAAAUGACAUGGCCUUGAGUUCCGCGUGCACCUACAUGCGCGAGACUAUGUAAUUACAUCGACGAG